Messenger RNA from Guillardia theta CCMP2712, 615 nucleotides. RefSeq lists its product as hypothetical. The record is from RefSeq and is a predicted model, not a curated record. The transcript has a single exon. The annotation marks the transcript as partial. Lineage: Eukaryota; Cryptophyceae; Pyrenomonadales; Geminigeraceae. Gene Ontology annotation, molecular function: protein binding.
AGGGGGAGCAGCCGGCCGAACGUCUUCCACUUCAACGCCAUGCUGAGCGCGUGCGGGCGGUGGAAGCGGCUGCCCCUUGCGCUCUCCCUCCUCCGCUGCAUGCGGGAGAUGCAGUUGAAGCCUGACGUGUUCACCUUCUCCUCCCUCGUCCAGACUUGUGCGAAGGAGAGGGAGGGGAGGAUGGCGAUAUCGCUCUUCAGAGAGAUGGAGCAGGAGGGGAUAGCGCCAAACACUGUUGUCUACAACAACGUGCUCGUGGCCUGCGCAAGAGCCGAGCUGUUCGGGCAGGCGAUCUACUUCUUUUGGAGGAUGAAGGAGGAAGGAAUCCCCCCAGACCUCGUCUCCUACUCAGCCAUCAUCUCUUCCCUGGCGUCCAGGAAAGAUCUGAGCUCAGCUCUGCUUGUACUCAAGGAGAUCAGAGGACAAGGCCUCAGGCCGGACAAGCUCAUCUACACCAACUUGCUGCAUGCGGCGCAGACGAGCCGGAGGCCUCACAAGGCGAUGGAGAUCUACGAGCUCAUGCUCGACGACGGGCUAGAGCCUGACGCGGUUGUCUUCAGUUGCCUCAUCGGGGCGUGGGGGCGUGUGGGGGACUGGAGGAGAGCGGAGGAAACG